UUUUGGCUGUAGCAAACUAGCAAAUUGUACUAAUAUUACAGAAUCACGACGGGAAUAUCUCAGUUGUCAUAAAAUUUUAGGUAGUAAAAAUAAUAAAUUAGUUGAUUUACUCGUGUUUAGUUAUGGAAGACACCAAAGCAACUCAAUCUAGUGAUUACCACAAAGAAAACGAUGAGAAACACCAGAAAAAGAAGAGCAAAAACAAGAAAAAGCGUAGCGGUGGGGAUGGCGACCACGGCGUUCCAACCUUGCCCGAUGGUUUAGUCAAUGUGCCUAAUUCUAGUGAUGCCCAUCAGAACAUAUCCUUGAAAGAUUUGAAAAUGGCUAUGGAGGUGUUAAAUCUGCAACAAAAACCAGCUAAAACUACUGAAGAAGCUCUACACAAGUCUUAUCAAUUUUGGUCAACUCAACCUGUUCCAAAAAUGGAUGAAAAAAUCAUUUCUAACGAACCCAUAGAACCUCCUAAAUGUGUUGAAGACAUAAGGUCUGAACCUUAUACUUUGCCAGAUGGGUUCCAAUGGGACACUUUGAAUUUGAAUGAACCGUUAGUACUGAAAGAGCUGUAUACACUUUUGAAUGAAAACUAUGUCGAGGAUGAUGACUGCAUGUUUAGAUUUGACUAUCAAACUGAUUUCCUGAAGUGGGCCCUCCAACCACCUGGCUGGAGAAUGGAAUGGCAUUGUGGUGUUCGUGUAGUUAAGUCUGGCAGAUUAGUGGGCUUUAUUUCAGCCAUUCCUGCUCAGUUGAGAAUUUAUGACCAUGUACAAACAGUUGUUGAGAUAAACUUUUUAUGUGUGCAUAAAAAGCUUCGUGCCAAGAGAGUUGCUCCUGUUCUUAUUAGGGAAAUAACACGCAGAGUCAAUCUGACUGGUAUUUUUCAAGGUGUUUACACUGCAGGUAUUGUUUUACCUAAACCAAUAGCUACUUGCCGCUAUUGGCAUAGGUCUCUUAAUCCAAAGAAACUCAUUGACAUUAAGUUCAGUCAUUUGUCUAGAAACAUGACAAUGCAGAGAACACUGAAAUUAUUCAAACUGCCAGAUUUACCCAAGACUGCCGGAUUUCGUAAAAUGGAAAUUCAAGAUUGUGAAAAGGUGGUUAAAUUAUUAAAUGAUUAUUUGGGAAAAUUUGAUUUAGCUCCAAUAUUUUCAGAAGAGGAUUUUAAGCAUUGGUUUUUGCCCCAGUCUGGCAUAAUUGACAGCUUUGUUGUAGAAGCUUCUGAUGGCAGUAUAACAGAUUUUGUUAGUUACUAUACUCUGCCUUCUACAGUUGUGUAUCAUCCAGUACACAAAACACUAAAAGCUGCAUACUCAUUUUAUAAUGUAUCUACAAAGACACCAUGGACAGAUCUAAUGCUUGAUGGGCUGAUUACAGCAAAAAAUUCAGGUUUUGAUGUUUUUAAUGCACUGGAUCUGAUGGAAAACAAGGAGUUUUUGGAGCCUUUGAAGUUUGGGAUUGGAGAUGGGAAUUUGCAAUACUACUUGUACAACUGGAGGUGUCCCAGUAUGGCACCUAAUAAAAUUGGAUUAGUUCUACAGUAAUAUUACAUUAACUUGUAUUCAGUGAUAACAAUAAUGACUGGUUUCUUUGGUUUUUAUCACAUUGUGUAAAAAUGUUCUUAUUUGUUGGAUAAAAAAUGUAGCUUUAGUUUAUAAUAAAGUGGUUGCCUAUUAAAUAACUGUUUUUAACAAUGAAAUAUAAUAUUUACAAAUUUCAAAAUUGUAAACAGAGUUUGACAACUAAAUAUAGUCUUUUCCAAGUACUGUCUUUUUCUUGUACAGCUGAGUGGUGUCCUAGGUACUGUCAGUAGUAUCUUGGGCAA
Spodoptera litura is the source of this 1819-nucleotide messenger RNA. It is a transcript of the gene Nmt, whose product is annotated as N-myristoyl transferase. Gene Ontology annotation, biological process: N-terminal peptidyl-glycine N-myristoylation. Gene Ontology annotation, molecular function: glycylpeptide N-tetradecanoyltransferase activity. Lineage: Eukaryota; Metazoa; Arthropoda; Insecta; Lepidoptera; Noctuidae. Gene Ontology annotation, cellular component: cytoplasm. The record is from RefSeq and is a predicted model, not a curated record.